Messenger RNA from Helianthus annuus (common sunflower), 585 nucleotides. RefSeq lists its product as uncharacterized. Bases 1 to 585 code for a protein of 194 amino acids. The record is from RefSeq and is a predicted model, not a curated record. The transcript has 3 exons. NCBI's taxonomy places the organism in Eukaryota, Viridiplantae, Streptophyta, Magnoliopsida, Asterales, Asteraceae.
AUGGAGGAUCUAUUCUUAAACACCGUAAGCCCGGUUGCGGCUGCUCAGAUGAUCCGGCCUGUUACGCGUGAUGAAGUCAAGGCAGCGAUGUUCAGUAUUGCUGAUAACAAGGCCCCGGGGCUUGAUGGUUACACGUCGGUAUUUUUUAAGAAAACUUGGGAUAUAGUGGGUGAAGAAGUCUCGACUGCCAUACUCCAGUUUUUUGAAAAUGAUAGGAUAAAAGGCAUCCUAGGUAGCUUGGUUGAUAUUAAUCAAUCCGCGUUUAUUCUUGGUCGAAAGAUCUCAGAUAACAUCCUUCUCACUCAGGAGCUUAUGCAUAAUUAUCACGUUAAUAGGGGAAAACCAAGGUUCGGCUUUCCUCAAAAAAUGGUUGAUUGGAUUAGGACGUGUGUUUCAACCGUUUCUUUUUCGCUUAGCAUUAACGGGAAUCUUUGUGGCUUUUUCAAGAGUAAAAGGAGUCUUAGACAGGGAGAUCCCAUUUCCCCUUAUUUGUUCACUUUAGUUAUAGAGGUUCUUUCUUUGUUAUUGCACAAAGCUGCUGAUCAGCAUCCUGCUUUCAGAUAUCAUGAAAAGUGCAAACUUUAG